Molecule: messenger RNA, 483 nt
Organism: Echinostoma caproni
Lineage: Eukaryota; Metazoa; Platyhelminthes; Trematoda; Plagiorchiida; Echinostomatidae
Source: the annotation of a GenBank genome assembly
AUGUUUCGUCGUUCGGUUCAAUCGUUACUGAGCACUUUUUGUCCGACCAAGUUCCUUUCGCGAGUAGAAAGCAAAUUGCCAUUUGAAACCAACCUGUUCGAGGAGUCCGAUCUGACCGAGGACUUUGUUCGUGGUUGGGGCCCUGGUGGUCAGGCAGUCAACACAACAUCCAACUGUGUGGUGUUGCGGCACAAUCCGACUGGAUUGACAGUGAAGUGUCAGGAUUGCCGCGAUCUGUACAAAAAUCGAAUUAUCGCGCGACGACGACUUCACGAGAAGUUGGAUGAGUAUCUACACGGUCCUGCAAGUGAAGUGGCCCUAAAACGGGACCAGACGGAAGCUCGCGAGCGACAGCGGUUCGUGCGAAACAAGCGACGUUUGGAGGCCAAAUUGGCUUUCAAAGCUCGAGAAGGUCUGGAUAGGCGCUCGAAACCAUCUCAUAGCGAUGAUAGUCAUGAUGUGGACGUAUCCAAAUCGGAAUGA